Messenger RNA from Hydractinia symbiolongicarpus, 2486 nucleotides. RefSeq names its product probable serine/threonine-protein kinase DDB_G0272282. The transcript has 3 exons. Gene Ontology annotation, molecular function: protein binding. Lineage: Eukaryota; Metazoa; Cnidaria; Hydrozoa; Anthoathecata; Hydractiniidae. The record is from RefSeq and is a predicted model, not a curated record. The coding region runs from base 169 to 1143 and encodes 324 amino acids.
AAUCAUAUAUUUUGUUACACAACACCUUGAGGCCUCCUCGUAAAAUGAAAAGGAGCGAUCAACACAAAAUAAAUGUACAAGAGAAAACGAGACAAGUUGCUAAUUUUAAACAAUGAUUAAUUUACUCGUCAAGAGACCGAAAUUUUUGGUGCCACCUGUUUAGUCUCGAUGUGUUUCAGUUCGUAUUCAUACAGGAGACAAAAGAUGAAGAAAAGUAAGAACAAGAACAGUCUAGCACGGGAUAAAAUUAUCACCAAAGAAGGCUUCAUGGAAAAAAGGACUGGCCUAAUGAAGUUAUGGAAAUCCCGUUAUUUUGUACUGCUCGACGACGUAUUGUGUUAUUUCUUACGAGAAGAAGAAAAAGAGCACCUGACACCAACCGGAAGAAUCUUUUUUAGCGAUAUAGACAGCAUGGACAGGGCGGAAAAGAAAGGCCAUCCGUUUUCAAUGUUCGUAAAAACUGAGCAGAAGAAACAUGUUAUGAGUUGCUCGUCCUACGCAGAACGCGAGGACUGGAUGAAUCGGAUAUGGGAAGCGAAGGAGAAACACAAAAGUGAUGAAAAACAUGACCCGGUGAGAAGGAGAAGUAGUCGCCUCGGAAAGGAUUUUAAACGAGUCACAAUUAAGAAAGAUCCGCAGCAUGGUAUUGGUUGUACUAUAAAAAAUGUUGGUGGAGCAAUUUUUGUUAGUCGCAUCAUACCCGAUGGUCCAGUAGCCACGUCCGGUGUUUUGCGACCAGGUGAUCAAAUAAUCGACAUCAAUGGCAACCGCGUGUCAGAAUGUCCGAUUGAAAAAAUCAAAGAUGUUAUCCGGAGCAGUCCGGAUUACGUUGUGUGUACUGUGAAACCCGUGACGCAUUACAAUCACCAUGAUGCAAGCCCGCAAGUUGGUAAGACGUCGUACACUAAAGUCGAUCCGGUGUUAUUACAAAAUCGUGACAAUCACGGCGUCAAUACCGGGGAACCGAUAUCAUGUUUUGAUGUCGGUGCGUACGCCAAGGAGUAUAAACAACAACAUGAAGAAGAGACGCAAAUUGAUGAAAAGCCAAAUUACAGGGACACACAAGUUGUUGACCAUGAACAUGAGAAAGUGAGCAAAAAACCUACAAACUAUGCCGAGCUCGAAUUUGGUGUGAAAACGUAGAUUAUAUUUAAAAGUGGCGUUUGCAGUAGAGAAAUUCCCGCUUCAUGUGAGUCUUGUGUGAUAUAUCCUUGGUUUCUUCUAUCCUUUCUUUUUUUUUUGUGAUCAAUAGAGACACUUAUUUUUAUCAUUUUUACAAAUUUUAUUUAAAAAGUAUAAAUAUAUAUGUACAUUAAUUCAAAACUGUAGAUUUUCCAAACUCUGGUUUUUAUUUGUUUGCUGUUGUUUACUCUUGGUUGUAUUGUUUUGUUGUUGUUGUUGUUGUCGUCGUCGUCGUUGUUGUUGUUGAUUUUGUUUUGCUUUUUUAAUUGUUGCUUGUGCUUUUUGUUACUUUAAAGUAUCUUCUACGGUAUUGCCAUUUUUCCAUUCUGAUUUUAACAGUCCAUUCAGUCAGUCUGACCGUCAGUUCUUCAUUCAGUCAGUCAGUCAAUCAAUCAGCCAUUUAUUCAGUCAUUAAUUCAUUUAUUCAUUCAUUCAUUCAUUCAUACUUUCAUUUAUUUAUUUUUUUGCAAAGAACCUAGUUAACGCAAACAAAAAUUAACAAUUUGUUUACAUAUGCCAUGUGUUUAAUGCGACACGCUCUGCUACCAAAUUCAGAACCAUCAUUCCCAGAGUGUGAAUUGUGGAAACAAGUGUAAUCUCAAAUAAUAGAGAGGGGGGUAGGGAAUCCCCCUCCCUCGUCAUAUAAACCCAUAAGUAGGGUCAGAUCUUAGAUUUGUUUUAUAUACAUCACCUUGUUUAUAUUUAGGAACAUAUUUUUUACUGUAUUAGAUUUUGUGCUUUUAACCGCGACGCACCUAGAAAAAUAUUAACAGCACCUUGUUUGUUUUUUUUCACGAAAUUCAUUUUAGUCGAUUUUACCAAUUGCAGGCGUAUAUUUGGUGCGUUUGUUACAAGACACUUCUGUCUUAUUUUACUAAAAGUGAUUGGCUCAAAAUGCGGGGUUUUUUUGUACCACAUAGCUAGUAAACUAAUCAUUCUUAAUGAGUGCAAGUUUUUCAAAUCAACAACGCCUGGUUUUUAUAAGAUUAUCUCUCAGCGUGUAUCUGAAUGGGGCGUUAGUAGCUCGAAAGAGGGCGUUAGUAUUUAAACAGAGGGCGUAUUACAAAUACAUCUAUAUUAUUCAAAGCUGUUGAAAUGUCUUCAUACGUUUACUUUAUUUUAAUAUAACUUAUACUUUAUUUUAGUAAAUAACUUAGUUCCAAAUAUUUUAUAUUUAGUCUUACCUUGAUAAUAAUAAUGAAGCAUGGAAACUAAGUUGUUUGUAAGAUACUUUUUGAUUAAAAAUUUUGUAGGUUUUAAAAAGCUACUUUUUUUAUAAAAGUAAAUAUAGUAUACCACAUUUA